Molecule: messenger RNA, 6284 nt
Organism: Meriones unguiculatus (Mongolian gerbil)
Lineage: Eukaryota; Metazoa; Chordata; Mammalia; Rodentia; Muridae
Product: ATP-dependent DNA helicase DDX11
Exons: 27
Coding region: 164-2872 (902 amino acids)
Biological process (GO): nucleobase-containing compound metabolic process; establishment of sister chromatid cohesion
Cellular component (GO): nucleus
Molecular function (GO): DNA binding; hydrolase activity, acting on acid anhydrides, in phosphorus-containing anhydrides; DNA helicase activity
Source: RefSeq, a predicted model, not a curated record
GUGGCCGGUUUUCCCGCGUGCCGGCGCUCCUCCUGUGAAGCGGCAGUUCAAAUUCAUUCGCCGCGGCCGGGCUUGCUUGGCAGCUUCCGCGAGGCCGUCCCGCGGCUGAAGGUGAACUCGGUGCUGCGUGGAGGCAGCGCUGAGGGCCAAAGCGGCGAGGGCAAUGGCUGACAAAAACCAAGAGAUUGGUGGCAUCCAUUUCCCCUUUCCCUUCCCGCCCUAUCCUAUCCAGAAGGACUUCAUGGCAGAGCUCUACAAGGUUUUGGAGGCUGGCAAGAUUGGGAUAUUUGAGAGUCCAACUGGCACGGGAAAGUCCUUAAGUCUUAUUUGUGGGGCCCUGUCCUGGCUCCGUGACUUUGAACAGAAGAAAUUGCAAGCAGAGGCCCGUCUCCUUGAACCUGGUUCUGGCCCCACAAGUGGUGGGAAGAACUCGCUUUCGUCUUCCUCUUCUUGUCAAGAACCCUCUGAUGCCCCGAGGCCUGCUGGAGAACCUGACUGGGUUACUGAAUUUGUUCAGAAGAAAGAAGAAAGGGAGCUGGUGGAGAGGCUGAAGGAGGAACAGGUGAAGAGGAGGAGGCGCGAGGAGCGUCUGCAGCAGGUCUGCCAGGAUGGAAGGCUCAGGUUUGCAGCCAAGCGCAUGAAACAGGAAGAAGAGGAGACUGAGACUCUCCUGCGCCUCAGCAGGGAGAUGCUGGAUGCAGAGGCAGGAUCAGAGCAGCUUGAGUGUGGGGAGGAGGAGCUGGUGCUGGCAGAAUAUGAGAGUGAUGAGGAGAGAAGAGCCAGCAGAGUGGAUGAGGAUGAGGACGACCUGGAGGAAGAACACAUAACCAAGAUUUAUUACUGUAGUCGGACACACUCACAGCUGGCCCAGUUUGUGCAUGAAGUACUGAAGAGUCCUUUUGGCAAGGAAACACAGCUAGUCUCCCUUGGUUCUCGGCAGAACCUUUGUGUGAAUGAAGAUGUGAAAAACCUGGGUUCUGUGCAACUUAUGAAUGACCGCUGCAUGGAUAUGCAAAGAAUCAAACAUGAGAAGAGCAGACCUGGGGGAGACAAGCCAAAGAGGAGGAGACAAAAGAUCCAGACCUCCUGCCCCUUCUACAACCAUGAGCAGAUGCAGCUUCUCCGGGACGAGAUUCUGCUGGAGGUGAAGGACAUGGAGCAGCUUGUGGCCCUUGGGAAGGAGGCCCGGGCCUGUCCCUACUAUGGAAGCCGCUUUGCCAUCCCUGCAGCCCAGCUAGUGGUGUUACCAUACCCAAUGCUGCUGCAUGCAGCCACCCGGCAGGCUGCAGGAAUCAGGCUGCAAGGCCAGGUGGUCAUCAUUGACGAGGCACACAACCUGAUCGACACCAUCACCGACAUCCACAGCACAGAGGUCAAUGGUUCCCAGCUCUGCCAGGCCCAUUCUCAGUUGCUCCAGUACAUGGAAAGAUAUGGGAAGCGUUUGAAGGCCAAGAACCUGAUGUAUAUCAAGCAGAUCCUCUAUUUGCUGGAGAAGUUUGUGGCUGUCCUGGGAGGUAAUGUUAAGCAAAAUCCUAGUACACAGAGCCAGCCCCAGACAGGGUCUGAGCUGAAGAGCAUCAACGACUUUCUCUUUCAGAGCCAGGUGGACAACAUCAACCUUUUCAAGGUGCAGAAGUACUUGGAGAAGAGCAUGGUCAGCAGGAAGCUCUUCGGCUUCACAGAACGUUUUGGAGUUGUUCUUCCAUCCCUCCCAGCUUCUCAGAAUCGUAAUCUCGAUGGCUUCCAGCACUUCAUGAAGAGCCUGCAGUCAGGGCCUACUGAGGACUCCCUGGAGGAGGGCCAGGCUACAGCCCCGAGGGCUGCCUCUCCACUGAUGCACAUUGAGGCCUUCCUGGCAGCUCUUACCACUGCCAACCAGGACGGCAGGGUUAUCUUGAGCCGCCAAGGCAGUGUUGGUCAGAGCAGCCUGAAAUUCUUGCUCUUGAACCCAGCUGUACACUUUGCCCAGGUGGUGAAGGAAUGCCGAGCAGUGGUCAUUGCAGGUGGCACCAUGCAGCCGGUGUCUGACUUUCGGGAGCAGCUGCUAGCAUGUUCUGGAGUGGAAGCUGAACGAGUGGUGGAGUUUUCAUGUGGUCAUGUGAUCCCUCCAGACAACAUCUUGCCCCUUAUUAUAUGCAGCGGACCCUCUAACCAACAGCUGGAAUUCACCUACCAGAGAAGAGAGCUGCCUCAGAUGAUGGAGGAGACAGGCCGAAUUCUCUGUAACUUGUGCAAUGUGGUCCCUGGAGGGAUGGUUUGCUUCCUCCCUUCCUAUGAGUAUCUGCGUCAGGUACAUGCUCACUGGGACAAGACUGGGCUGCUGGCACGUUUGUCAGCCAAGAAAAAGAUAUUCCAAGAGCCCAAGAAAGCAAGCCAGGUGGAGCAGGUGCUGGUGGCUUAUUCCAAGUGCAUUACGUGCUGCAGAAACACAGGAGGCCACCUCACAGGGGCCUUGCUUCUCUCUGUGGUUGGAGGGAAGAUGAGUGAAGGGAUCAACUUCUCUGAUGACCUGGGCCGGUGUGUGGUGAUGGUGGGGAUGCCAUACCCCAACAUUAAAUCUCCAGAGCUUCAAGAGAAGAUGGCCUAUUUGGAUCAGACCCUUCCUAGAACACAAGGUCAGCUGCCCCCAGGGAAGGUAUUGGUGGAGAAUCUGUGUAUGAAGGCUGUAAACCAAUCUAUAGGCAGGGCCUUUAGGCACCAGAGGGACUUUGCCAGCAUUGUGCUCCUGGAUCAUCGGUAUGCCCGUGCUUCUGUCCUGGCAAAGCUGCCAGCCUGGAUACGAGAUCGAGUGGAGGUCAAAGCCACCUUUGGCCCUGCCUUUGCUGCCAUGCGGAAGUUUCACCGAGAGAAGUCACACCUCUGUUUGGUAUAGGCUUCUCGUUUAUUGUUUCUCUGCCUGACCUGGCCUUUGACUUUGGCCUAAGAAGGACAAAACCUUAUGCAGACUUCUACCUAAGUCUACACCAGCCUUCCAGAGUCAGUGGAAUCCAGUAUUGGAACUUACACAGAAAAGCCACCGGGACAAAGCCGGAUCAUCCUGACUGAUUCUCCCCCUAGCACCUGGCUCAGGUUCAGCCUUCUCCAUGGCUUUAGGAAGCUGUGCAAGCAACAGCUUUCUGCCCUUUUUUGAGGCGUGGCCCACCCUGCCUUUGUCCUUUAGGGACGAGAUCCUAUUCUUGGCCUUUGACUCUCAUCUCAGCCAGAGAUGUCUCCAUUUCAGGCUUUGUUGACUGGCCCUCUCCAGCAGGAGUUGCGUCUCUCUUGCUUGGCUCCUGGUCUUUCCUCACAAGCUAGCAGGGCCUCUUCUUCAGCCACCAGAGAAGAUGUCAAUGCCACCACACUUACCAUGGCCUCAGCCACAAUGCCAGGGCCGUUGGACUCUACAUGACUUCUUUUAGAGUUUCUUGUCUGACCCCAAGGCAUUUUUGGUUGGGUAGAAAUAUCCCUCCCCCUGCAGAGCCUCCCCAAGUCAUCUCUUGUUUGAACCCGGAGAAAAGGCUCUAUCCCUUCCCUCAGACAUUCUGUCCCAUUGCUGAGAUGGCCAGGGCAGGAGGAAAGCCCAUGCUCUGCUGAGCCAUCUGCAUCUAUCUGGCAAGGCCACCCUUCAUUUCUUAGAGGGCACUCUUCACAUGGGCUGAGUCCUGGAGUUGCCAUUCGUUAUUGUUGUGUGUCGCUGUUUUCUCAAUCCUAACAAAGGUAAGGAAAGUGUACUAGGGCUGGGGCAGGUAAGACAGUCACAUGAGACAGUGGAGCUGACCCAUGGUACACACUGCCCCUGCUCUGUGGAAAGGGGUGAGGUAGGAUGGAGGACAGUUGUCCAGCCACUAAGCUCUGUAGACAACAGGAGCUUUAGGGUCAGGUUGCCCAGUAGCCUCUCAGAGCUGUUCGUGCUCGAGUGUGUGAGGAAGGUCCCAGCCUGCUCAGGUGGUGCCGGUUCACAAUCAACAUCACGUCUUUGCCAGAUUAUACACUUGGUUCAUAUAUUCAAAUGUUUGGACAUAACUGUGAAGCUUCCUCAAUCCAUUUUGAUUUCUUAGAACAUCCAAGCUGAGAUUGGAUGGCUCCAGCGUCACUCAUAAUGGAAACAUCUGACUAAGAGGAGUCAGGAUGCCCAAAAGAAGGUUAUUUGUCUUUUGGAGAACUCACUUAGGAGUUUCAGGAUAGAGUGGGGACUUAGCCAUCAUGAUAAGAAUGAUUUUAAUUUGGGGGGUUCUUUCCAUGGGAAUUUCAUCCAUAUUGUUGGUAGAUCCCUUCAUGGGUGAGCCAAUGAUGAUCUCGAGAAGAGCAGUUGAACACAGAGCAUCUCUGGCCAACCCCCUUCUGCUUGUUCAUACAGCAUCUCUAGGCAACUUUCUUCCUUCCUGUACAUAGAACAUCAGUUACCAACUCCCUGACUGCUGCCUGUAUAAACCCCAGUUGGAACAUAGCUUCGGUGGAGGGCCAAGAGCUGACAUCUCAGAAUCAACAUCUCUUAAAGAUCAUUCUGGUUAGGAAUGGGUGCAGAAGAUGAUGGGAACCUUCCAAGUACUUGGGGGUAGAAUCUUCCCCAGUUCUUUAGAAUGGGUGAUAAGGGCGUGUCGGGUGGGAUCUUGGAGAUAUUUCUGCAGAGAUAGGAGCAUCCCAUGGAACUGUAAGUUCUAUUUCCUAUGCAUCCUACAUAACCAACUAGGAAAGUUCAAUGAUGAGAAGAUGUGUAAUUGAAAAAGCAUUAAAGCAUGAAAAAGGGAAAGGAAGCAACCAAUAAAUUGUAUAAUGUAGUGCCAUGCAUUAAGCACUAUAUGGGUUGAGUUUUUGCUUGCUUGUUCUGUUUUUUGAGACCUGGUCUCUUUUAUAUCUCUGGCUGUCCUGUAGAUCAGCCUGUCGUAACUCGCAGUGAUCCACCUGUCUCUGCCCACUGAGUACUGGAAUUAGAGACAUACUGUCCUGCAUACAAAUUGUUUUUAUUGUCUUCUUUAAUCUUUCACCAGUGCUAUAUCAGCAUACAGGUGCUGACUGGGCAUACAGCCCUUGCCUAGAAGAAGCCCUGAGCUUAAUCUCCAUCAGAACAGGGUUGAGGUAUUAAGGAAUAACAUUCAUUUUCCAAGAAGAAAAGCAGGGAUUUUACUGAAGCCCAUAGAGGUCUGCUGAGGUCAAGCUCACCAGUACAACAGAGAACUAGCAAGAUGAAAAAGGAGAUUUCCUGGAGUGAGCCCCCAUAGAGGCGAAGAAUGUUGCUGUCUGGAAAAGCAGAAACAUAGGCUGCUGGCGGAUGAGGACUCCUUGCCCGUGGGUACUGCAAGCUAGCCUGGAUUUGAAGGCAGUGCAGGUACUUCAAGUCCAUGCAGUGGGCUCUCGUCUGAGGGAAGGAAACAAAGAGCCACAUCUUGACUUUGUGUUACAUUUUUGUUUUCCCAAACCUUGGACUUGAAUGGCCUCUUCAGCACCUGCUCCCUUUUAGUUUCAGUUCCCACCACCAAGGAGAAUUCCUUCUCAAGUUCCUUGGUUCCAAAUCUCAAGUGAAAAGUAAUAUUACCUUUCUUUUUAUGGCAGAUCACUGGUCACCUAAGCACUGGGCCUGGCAGGUGCUGACCCCCUCCUUGAGUGGAGAGUGACCAACCUGCUCCUGUCUUCCUUGUCUCCAUAGUUUUUAGCAGUCCUGACCCUUUAGUCCUUUGCUGAAAUAGGAGCAGUCCAAGAGAAAGAGGUCCCUUAUCUGAACCCAGGAUUAGGAACUUUAGUGCAGGUACCAAUUUCAAAGUGCAUGAGGGCUGGAGAUAGGGGCUUCUUCAGAUUGUGUACAGAGGGCUCAGUACUCUAAUGCUUAUCACUGUUAUCAUACAAACAUAACCACUUUUUGGUAACAACAAUUUUAUUAGCUAUAAAUUAUACACUAAGAGAUAAGUGCUCUGAAUACAAGAAAUCUUACCCAACCACAUCUGUUUCUCUGUUUCUCUAUUUCCCUUCCUUUCCUUGUCCCUCCUGCGCUCUCUCUCUCUCUCUCUCUCUCUCUCUCUCUCUCCCCCCCUCCUCUCCUUUACCUCUCCCAUCCUCCCUCCUUCCCCCUUACACCUUUUAUGCUCAUGGCUCUCCUACUCCAACAUUAGGAAGAAAAUCCAGGUUACUCAACUUCAGAAUAGCCAUAGGACAGAAGUGCUUAUUCUUUUUCUCUCCCCUCCUCCAACCAUGAUAUUUAUGACAACCAAGCCAAACUAUGCUUCUUAUUUGUUCAUUGCCUACUAAAGUGUCACAACUUCUCAUGUGAGGCAAACACCAUAGUAAAGGAAGCUUGCCUAGCCUGUUGUUAA